Molecule: messenger RNA, 1128 nt
Organism: Aphis gossypii (cotton aphid)
Lineage: Eukaryota; Metazoa; Arthropoda; Insecta; Hemiptera; Aphididae
Exons: 1
Coding region: 364-1128 (254 amino acids)
Source: RefSeq, a predicted model, not a curated record
GCGACGUGAACAAUACACAACGAGCCGCCCAAAUUAUUUACGAUGUCGACAGCGUACAAUAGGAAAAACCCAUGUUCUAGAAUAUUCCACGAUGGUCUCGCUAGAGUAUACUCGGGGAUGUUCUAGAACAAAGCGGAGCCUAUAAAUACCAGCUGAUCAGAUGCUCAAUUUUCAUUCCGUCAGUGACUACGUAUCGCGACUUACCGUGUUGUUCAGUUCGCAGUAAUAUUGUACGCGUAAUUGGUAUUUGUUUGUUAUAUUUCAUUCUUGUACAUACAUAUCACAGUAAUAUAGUGCUUAAUAUUUUAUAAAUUGUGAGUGAUUAUUUAUUACCAUAAACCACAAAUUGGUGACCUCGACGUGAUGGAAAACAAUGAAUCGUCAGUAGCCAGAGUCGCGGUGAAAAUUCCCGAGUUCAUUUCGUCGGAUCCUGAACUUUGGUUCGCCAUGGUCGAGGGAAGUUUUGCCAGCGCAGGUAUCAAGAUCGACAGUACGAAAUUUGGGUAUGUUGUCGGCGCAUUACCACCCAAAUAUGCGGUUGAAGUGAAAGAUAUCAUAAUGGCACCACCAUCGGAAAACAGGUACGUAAAAAUUAAACAAGAAUUGGUCAAACGUCUCAGCGCAUCCCAAGAAGAAAAAACUCGCCAACUAUUGGAACGGGUCGAAAUGGGUGAUAGAAAACCAUCGCAAUUUUUACGCCAUCUUCAAAGCCUAGCUGACACCUCCAUUCCUGAAACACUGUUAAAAACGCUGUGGAUGGGCCGACUACCGAAAAGUAUUCAGGUAGCGCUGGCGAUCGUCAAGGACUGCAAACUCGAGGACCUCGCAGCACACGCAGAUAAUAUGCAGACGCGUCUGGUCCUAUGCUACCUCAGAUCGCGGAAUCAAGUGAGUAAUACUCUGGAAGCUACGUUAAAUCUUAAGCUUUCACAGCUAGCGCUAGGGAUUAAUCAGGAAAUCACGGCGCUGAGAAAAGAAAUCGCUGAGAUCAACACCCGUCCUGCACGUGGGCGAAGCCCCGAUCCUAGUGCCCAUCGUUCAAGAUCUCGAUCACGAAGUCGUAAUUCACACGGUGUCAAUGGAAUGUUGUUGGUAUCACUGGCGUUUUGGAACCCCAGAAAUGUGUAA